AUGCAGCUCAGACACUGGUUGCCUACCGCCGUUAAAACCCACGAAGAAGAAGUUGUUCCUUCCCUUCGGUCAUGUGACGUCAUGAGCAGACCGUGUGAUCCGCUGCUGUAUCCAUCCAUGGUGUAAGAGGGAUCCAGACCAUCAACUCCACCAGCAGGCUACUGUUCUUAUCAUUAUCCCCGUUGUAAGGAAGAAGACGAGGCUUUUGUUUGAGGUGUCGCUGCUGGCCGCUGACCCCCCCCUCGCAGAGAGCAGGAUGACGGCGGCGGUGUUCUUCGGAUGCACCUUCAUCGCGUUCGGCCCAGCCAUCUCUCUGUUCCUCUUCACCAUCGCCCGGGAGCCGCUGAGGGUCAUCUUCCUCAUAGCAGGAGCGUUUUUCUGGCUGGUGUCUCUGCUGCUGGCCUCUCUGGUGUGGUUCAUCUCGGUUCAGAUCAGUAAUAAGGACAGCGCGACGCAGCAGAAAGGUCUCCUCAUCUUUGGCGUGGUGCUGUCCGUCCUGCUGCAGGAAACCUUCCGCUUCGCUUACUACAAGCUGCUCAAGAAAGCGAAUGAAGGCCUCCUCACUCUCAGUCAAGAGGAAACCAUGCCGAUCUCCAUACGGCAGCUGGCCUACGUAUCCGGCCUCGGCUUCGGCUUCAUGAGUGGAGCGUUUUCGGUGGUGAACAUCCUGGCAGACUCUGUGGGGCCGGGGACCGUCGGGAUCCACGGAGACUCUCAGCACUACUUCCUGUCCUCAGCCUUCAUGACUAUGGCCAUCAUCCUGCUUCACAUGUUCUGGGGGGUUGUCUUCUUUGACGCCUGCGAGAAGCAGCGCUGGUGGGCGGUGGCCGCUGUCGUCAGCAGCCACCUCAUCGUUUCCUGUCUGACCUUCCAGAACCCUGACUACGUGGCCAGCCUGGUUCCCACCUACGUCAUCUUGUUCCUGAUGGGCGUCUGGGCAUUUUACUCCGCCGGCGGCUCCCUCAGGAACCUCAAACUCUGCCUCACCUGCAAAGACAAGGACUUCCUGCUCGCCAACCACCGGCCCAGAUAACGCAGCACGCCAGGCAGUGUGCAGGACUCUAUCCAAAGAUCACCGAGUUCACACACACGCACACACACACACACACACACACACACACACACACACACACACACACACUGAACACAGCAAAGAAGCAGUGUUAACCCUCUGUUCUGCUGUUUAAGAGGUAUUUCAUCAUCUUAAAUCUAAAAACAGGAAAGUAAAAGCAGGAAAGGAACAGAAAGAUCAUUUUGGUUUGUGUCCAGCUCAGAAGCUCAGUUUGGUUGUGUGAUGAGGUUCUAGUCAAAAAUACAAAAUCUCUUCGUCUGGCUGAUGGUGUCGCCUGUUUGUCGCCUGAUGAUCUAAAAGAAACAACAAACCUACAGAAAGGUAUUCUAAGUUGGCGACACUCUUUACAUUCUGUACAUAUUCCAGCUUUUCUGACGGCGAUCUUCUUUUCAAAUGUAUCAAAUCUUUCAAAGGGUGGAUUUAUCAUUUAUGAACAAAACUCUGUAAAUAUUAAUGCAUUUUUAAUUCCUUGAUGUGUAGAAAGUGAGAAGUUUUAAGCUUUUUUCAAGAUGUGAUGUCUUCAGUCUGCGUAAGAAGAACUGGCCUUUGAUUUGAAAUGAACACAGCAGCUGAGCGGGGAGAAGAUGGACUGGUGUUUAUUUGUUUUAUCCCAUCAUGAGGUCACGACUUCAAUACUUCUGUAGGACAUAAGGAUGAAGUCAUCGUGACUUCCUUUAGUUGCUUUUUGAUUCCACGCUUGAUAGGGAUGCACCGAUUGUAACAAUUUGGUCAAUAGCCGAUGCCAAUAUUUUUGUUGUUGUUUAUUCCCCCUUUGUGCCACGAAACAAACAAACAAAUCCUUAUCAUAAAAACACUGAACUGUUUUAAAGUCAUUCAGCCAUCAUUGAAAUGUAUAACCGUCUUUCAUCUGAAAAAGAUUCUUCUUUUGAAAAUAACAGCUUCAAAAGCUUUUCAGCUGCUAUACAGCACUAUACCAUUACUUACAUAGCCCAACAAACAUACCGAUCUGCGGCCCAUAAAUUGGUGCAUCCCUAAAUCUUCGGUUAUACUUUCCACAAAGACGGCUGCACGGACAUGAGCUGAUGUGGAAUUGUGACGAGGAAACGUUUAAGUCUUUUAUACUACGUGCAGGUUUCACCUUGCGGCAAACAUUCUCAAAGCUCCUCAAAGUUCUUUUGUCCGCCCAUCUGCGUCUGUGUGGUUGGAACAAUUUGGAUGUGCGCAGACGGGGGAAAACCCGCCGCACGGAACCCCUGCAAAGGGACGUGUCUGAUGGUGACGUCACUUUGGCCGUGCGACCCUUGCAGUUGCGGCAAGCAUAAAUCGAGCUUAAAGUUAGAUUAAGUAUUUCUGUCUUAAUCAAAGCUAACGAUUCCUAAUUUGAAGGCCAAAUGCAGAAACAUUUCAAAUUUUAAUUUGCAAGGUUGUCAUCGUUACUAUGUUUCCUCCCAUUCUCCCUCCUGUCUCAAAUCUGUUUAACUGAUCACAAGUUUUGUCCCACUGCUGUUUCCGUUCUAAGCUAAACUGGAGAGGAAUUAGACAAUCUUAAUUAAUACCUGCAUUGACUGUCAGUUACCUGAUUUAGCUCAUUAUCUGAAGGUAACUGGAGUCAAAUAAAAACUCAUCUUCCAUAUAGAUUAGCAGAAGGUUCCUGUACUUUAAUUCUCACUCUUCUGUGUAACAUUAAACAAACCCAUGAUGAUAUAAUCAGAAAUAGGACCAGGAACAGGAGGAAGCGUCAGCUCAGUGAUCUUUGAAUGUUUAAUUUCUUUGUUGCCUUUUUUUUUAUGUUUGUGAGCGAGCGCAAGAGUUAACGGUGUCCGAUACGGUAUCAAUUCCAAACAAUGAAUGUUAACCUUUUGCACCUGAUUUUCUUUUGUUGUUGGUCUACUUGUACAGUUUGUAUAGAUUACAGUCUGCCGUGUUUCUACUAGUUAAAUAGUUGAAGAUGCGUUCAGCAUGUUGCUUUCCUGCGUCGUGCUGCCACUUUACUCCAGAGAGAAUUUGGCUUGUUCACACAGGUAGAGAAGACUCAGUUCAUUAGGUACACCUGUAGCUAAAACUAGUACAACAUUCCUGCAAUAAAUCCUCCUUCAUCAAUGUU
Sebastes umbrosus (honeycomb rockfish) is the source of this 3137-nucleotide messenger RNA. RefSeq names its product APH1B gamma secretase subunit (gene aph1b). The transcript is spliced from 6 exons. Gene Ontology annotation, biological process: positive regulation of catalytic activity; Notch receptor processing; Notch signaling pathway. Lineage: Eukaryota; Metazoa; Chordata; Actinopteri; Perciformes; Sebastidae. Bases 257 to 1033 code for a protein of 258 amino acids. Gene Ontology annotation, molecular function: protein-macromolecule adaptor activity. The record is from RefSeq and is a predicted model, not a curated record. Gene Ontology annotation, cellular component: membrane; gamma-secretase complex; endoplasmic reticulum.